GGAUGUAGUAAUGCAUUCGUACUGUGAAUUUAACUUCUAAGAACAUCAAGGAGGUUUAAUGUAUAUAUACACGUGGUCAGUUGUAUAUAAAAGCACGGGUGUAUAAAUCGAUUCGCCUACGAGUGUCGCUAUUUUUUGCUCCAAAGCCUAAUAUAUUAUGUCAUCGUCAAAAGAAUUCCUUACGCUUGUUUAUGGUUUGUUUAGUAUCAUUGUGUGUUUCGUACGAAGUGAAUUGUAUUCACAUUAAAAUAAGUUACGAAAAUGUUGCUUAUACUCUUCCUUAGUGCGUUUCUGGUGUUCGAAGAGGUGGCAGCCCUUCACGUGUCAAAUUUGAACGAGACGUGUCUUCGUUGUUUGUGCCACGUAGCGGGGUGUGAUCUCGGUCAUAGCUGCACGGAUGGUUAUUGCGGACCUUUCUACAUCUCAAGGGUUUAUUGGGUGGACGCAGGUAAACCAACUCUGCCGGAAGACAGCCCAGAAAGGAAAGAAGCAUAUGAAGACUGUGCGAGAGAUUUUUACUGCUCUAUGAAAAUCGUUGAAGGGUAUAUGGCAAAAUUUGGCAAGGACUGCAAUGAAGAUGGCGUGACGGAUUGCUUCGAUUACAUGAUGAUAAACCACCACGGAUCCACUUGCAGCGAACCAUUACACCUCACACCUUUAGGACGCCGUCGGUUAAGACUGUUCCAACAAUGCCGUUUGACAAAUUGAUCGAUAUAUACAAUUUUCAAGAGGAAACUUACUCGCAUUAAUUGAGACUAUAUUUUUCGGACGUAACUAAGAACUCGCAAUUUUUAUUAAUUAAAUUUUUUCCCGCUUUUUUUUUACUUUUCAGCAAUCUUGAUCACGGGAAAGCGAGAUUACAGUCCGUAAAAUGUAGUGUUAUUUCUUAAACUGGACGUUUUUGAUGCAUUUACAUUAAUCAUGCUUAACGAUUGGCUUUUUUAUUCCUAUCUUACCGAUUCGACAAAGAUACUUGUUAAAUUAAUUGUACUAAAUUGAUUAAAAAGUAGCUUACUAAUAUUAUAAAUGCGUUAUAAGUUUUAUGGUGAUGUAAACAAUUUAAACAAUGAUAUAACAAGCCAGUUUUUUUUAAUCUAUCUUAGGCGAAGAUCCAAAUAAAAAGUAGUAGACCCGUACCACGUCGCACGUAUACUAAACACGAAAAGUUUUGAGUUUUCACGCUUAUAUCUACGUUAACGAUGUCGUAUGAAUAUAUACCAGUAAAUAGUUCAGUGCAAUGUCUUAUAACAAUUCCGUAUAAAAUCAACAAUCAUAAUUUAAAUUAAUAAAACUUUUAAAAAUAUGAAAGUCCCUACAAGUUAUUUAUUUUGUAUGCGAUAAUUAUGUAACAAUAAUAUUAGGUAAGUGAGAAUAAAGUAUUCGAUGUAUUGCAUACAUUAAUUAUCUUAUACAUAUACCUAACAUUUAUAUUAAUGCUGCCUUUUAACGACUGAUACACGUAAUUUAACUGUAUUUUAGAAAGAUUUUUUAUCCUAUUUCGUUUUAAAAUUAACUAUUAAUGUCUUUAAUAUAAUUGAAUCUUUCCAAUAAAAAAUAUAAUUCUCCAUACGAACGA
Messenger RNA from Danaus plexippus (monarch butterfly), 1576 nucleotides. RefSeq lists its product as uncharacterized. The record is from RefSeq and is a predicted model, not a curated record. Bases 262 to 708 code for a protein of 148 amino acids. The transcript is spliced from 4 exons. Gene Ontology annotation, molecular function: lysozyme activity. NCBI's taxonomy places the organism in Eukaryota, Metazoa, Arthropoda, Insecta, Lepidoptera, Nymphalidae.